AUGUCUUCCGCGGGUGCCGGCAACGGAAAGUCGGAAUCCGUAUAUACGACCAGCUCUGGCGGGACGAAAAGGAAGAGGAAUGAUGGCCCCAAGUUCUAUGCGGUGAGGACGGGAUUCAAUCCGGGGAUCUAUCAUACGUAUAAAGAUUGUCUGGAGCAGGUGCGAGGGUUUAAGGCGCCGAACUUCAAAUCCUUUCCAACCUUAAAGGAAGCGGAAGGUUUCAUGAAGGGCCUCACUGUCGGCACGCCUUCAAAGUUCUAUGGGGUCCAGAAUGGACGUGUACCCGGCGUGUACACCGAUUGGCCAACUGUCCAGGCCCAGAUCACAGGGUGGACGAAACCGAAGCAAAAAGUCUUUGCGACCCGCGCCGAGGCCGAAGCAUUCGUACGGGCCGGCACAUCGGUAUCGCAGGGCGAGUCUGUGAAGAACGUAUCUAUUCCGGGGGGGUCAACGACGCCCAACCCAAACACUCCAACGAAUGCGCCGCCGUUCAAGAAAUCGAAGAAGACGAAUGGGACGACGGGAACGAGUGAGGCAGUGCCAGAACCAGGUACGGGACUGCUCCCCCCCGGGGCCGACGAUCGAUUCGAUAACCGAAUCUUUCUGAAUCCACGGACGGGAAAGAUCGAAUACAAAACGGCUGAGGAGGCUAAUGCCACGAAACUAGUGCCGACAAAGGACUUCAAGGGAACCCUUCGUAUCUUCACGGAUGGUAGUUCGCUAGGGAAUGGUGCCUUGGGUGCGGUUGCUGGGGUCGGGGUGUAUUUCGGACCACAGGAUCCUCGAAACUUAUCAGAACCGCUCGCGGGGAGUCGGCAAACUAAUCAACGAGCUGAGCUGACUGCCCUCCUCCGCGCCCUCGAGCUUGCACCGCUCGACAUCAACGUGGAGGUGUACUCGGACUCCAACUAUUCGAUCAACUGCGUGACUGUCUGGCACGUCACCUGGCGGAAGAACGGCUGGGUGACGUCGAACAAGAAGCCAGUCGAGAACCGGGACCUCGUCGAGGAGGUCAUCAACAAGAUCGAGGCCCGCGACCGGAAGGGUGUGACGACCAAGUUCGUCUGGAUCAAAGGUCAUGCCAACUUCGAGGGAAAUGUCCAGGCCGACCGAAUGGCUGUGGAUGCUGCGCGAAGGGCGAAGAUGGGCGUCCCACGCGAUGGGCAAGAUGCAUGGGGAGAGCCGUAG
Eremomyces bilateralis CBS 781.70 is the source of this 1188-nucleotide messenger RNA. Its product is annotated as ribonuclease H-like protein. The transcript has 3 exons. Bases 1 to 1188 code for a protein of 395 amino acids. Gene Ontology annotation, biological process: DNA replication, removal of RNA primer. NCBI's taxonomy places the organism in Eukaryota, Fungi, Ascomycota, Dothideomycetes, Eremomycetales, Eremomycetaceae. The record is from RefSeq and is a predicted model, not a curated record. Gene Ontology annotation, molecular function: nucleic acid binding; RNA-DNA hybrid ribonuclease activity.